AAUUUGCCCCUCAACUUCACCCUCCUGCAAUUUGCACCCCUUGUUGCCAAACAGAGCGUUAUUCUUCCACCGUUUUCGAAUUUCCCAGGAAACCCUAGCUUUCAUCUGACGGUCAUCGAUCCAAUGUCUACCCUCUGCGACCCGACAUCCUCCUGCAACCCCGAUAAGGAAUCCGGCAUCCGCAUCGCCUGUAACUCUGAAAAUGUCUCUGAGUUUGCCUUGGGUGCUAACGGCGACAGCGGAUCUGCCUGCAGCGAGGCCCUCUUCCUUUCCGAAAACAAAGGCUACUACGACUCCGCUUGCAGGCGGUGCCGAGAACUUGAGGCGAUUGAGCCGAUUCCCAUGCCUGGCGACGACAAGUACUUAUUUCCCUGUGAGCAUGAAGAGUUCGCCAAAGAUGAAGGCCUAAAGUUACGUGUUAUCCGCUAUAGGAAGUCGAUGGCGAAGACCGGCGGUUUUGAUGUUGACUGCCCUCCACUGCAUGCUCAAUUCGAUGAAAAUCUACCCCAUGCGCAUCUUAGCUAUAUCACUGGCUUCGACCAUCGUGUGAGGAAGGCUGCUCUGUUCGUGAUUGAUAGAUAUAAUGAAACUAAGAGUAAGAACUUGGCGCUUCUGGAUAUUUCCAAUGUAUGUGCAUAUAUUGGUGGUCGUGUAGUACUCUUUAUAACCUUUGAAGGAUACAAUCCUGAGAAGCCUGAUAAUUAUGUGGAGACUUACCAAGCUGUGGUUUCCUGCGUUCAUCGAAGUAAUGAAAAAGUGGUUAAGAUAUUCAGGAGGAAAUCAGAUGGCAAAGGUAACUUCUUUGUUCUGGUUCAUGUUUGUUACUGUACCUGAGGAUUUCUUCUGUUUUGAACAGGUUAGACUGUUAACUAGGAUGUGCAUUGUUGCUCACUGAGUGUUCAUCCAUUGAAAACUCAUGCAGUUGAACAUAAGAUGAUCUGCUCGAUCCCGAUGCAUUCUAUGUUGUCUACAUAGAAUAUUGGACAUCCUUGUACUAUGGAGAUAAGUGAGGGCCAAAGUAACUAGGGUCGAGUGAUCUUGGGGAUGUAGUCACUUUGCUCUGUCUAGAAUCAUAAGGGAUAAGGCCUAAAUUAGCUCUUAUGUUCAAACUCUGGAGCAGAGACAUCAUACCUCUAUAUUUGUCUACUAACUUAUAACCCGGCCCAUUGUCCGGAAUAUUCAUAUUUAAUUAUUUAUAUUUUCAUAUUAUGUUGAAGUUUAUCAACUCAUAUUACGUUUAAGUUUAUCAACUCAUUUAAUUUUUUUGACAAUCCUUCGAUCAAGA
Linum tenue is the source of this 1285-nucleotide messenger RNA. The record is from the annotation of a GenBank genome assembly. Lineage: Eukaryota; Viridiplantae; Streptophyta; Magnoliopsida; Malpighiales; Linaceae.